Messenger RNA from Nipponia nippon (crested ibis), 1599 nucleotides. RefSeq names its product FLVCR choline and heme transporter 1 (gene FLVCR1). The record is from RefSeq and is a predicted model, not a curated record. NCBI's taxonomy places the organism in Eukaryota, Metazoa, Chordata, Aves, Pelecaniformes, Threskiornithidae. Gene Ontology annotation, biological process: transmembrane transport; erythrocyte differentiation; mitochondrial transport. Gene Ontology annotation, molecular function: heme transmembrane transporter activity; heme binding. Gene Ontology annotation, cellular component: mitochondrion; membrane.
AUGGAAUCUGUCCUCCCGCUCUUCGAGAAAUACAGAGAUAAGCUGGUGGCCAUGGGCAAGAUCCCUGUGAUGUUUCGUGCAAGAUCACUGUGUGUGCUGACCAUCAGGCGGACAGAGGAGACGGUGCUCUGUGGGCCCUGUGGCAGUGAAACCCAAGGCGUGCCGGCCAUUCUAGAACAGGCUGAAUUCGAACCUUUCGCUGAGGCUCCUAGCUGGCAGCAGCUCUGCCUGCUGUGCGGAGCCAAGCGUGUAACAACUGUAAGAAGUGUGUGUGCCUGUAUAUAUGCACUAUAUUCGCUGGUGAACGCUUUCCAGUGGAUCCAGUACAGCAUCCUCAGCAACGUCUUCGCCGGCUUCUACGGCGUCUCCUUCACGCAGAUAGACUGGCUCUCCAUGGUCUACAUGUUGGCCUACGUGCCGCUGAUCCUGCCCGCCACCUGGCUGCUGGACACCCGUGGCCUGCGCCUCACCGCCCUGCUGGGCGCCGGCCUCAACGGCCUGGGCGCCUGGCUCAAGUGUGCCAGCCUGGCCCCCGACCGGUACCCCCUCACCCUGGCGGCCCAGACCGUCUGCGCCGUCGCCCAGGUCUUCAUCCUGGGGCUGCCCUCGCGCGUCGCCUCCGUCUGGUUCGGCCCCACCGAGGUCUCCACCGCCUGCGCCGUGGCCGUGCUGGGCAACCAGCUUGGCACUGCAAUUGGCUUUUUGUUGCCACCUGUUUUGGUUCCAAAUACACCUAACGAUAUCAAUCUAAUGGCACAUAACAUCAGCAUCAUGUUCUACGGAACAGCGAUGGUGUCCACACUUUUGUUCUUCUUAACAGGUGUUGUGUUUGAAGAAAAGCCCAAAUACCCUCCUAGUCACUCUCAAGCAGUCCUGCAAACUAUGCCUCCCGAGGAUUACUCCUACAAGCAGUCGAUUAUCAACUUGUUCAAAAAUAUUCCCUUUGUACUUUUGCUGAUCAGUUACGGUAUUAUGACUGGGGCAUUUUAUUCUGUCUCCACGUUACUAAACCAGAUGAUAGUAACUCAUUAUGAGGGAGAAGAAGUGAACGCUGGGAGAAUUGGCUUGACACUGGUGGUGGCAGGAAUGGUGGGUUCGAUUAUUUGUGGUUUGUGGCUGGAUUACACUAAAACAUACAAGCAAACUACUUUGAUUGUUUACAUACUCUCUUUCAUUGGGUUGCUGGUAUUUACUUUCACUCUGGACCUCGGAUACCUUAUAGUAGUAUUCGUGACUGGAGGAGUGCUUGGGUUCUUCAUGACUGGCUAUCUUCCACUUGGGUUUGAAUUUGCUGUGGAAAUUACAUACCCAGAGUCUGAAGGCACUUCCUCAGGACUCCUUAAUGCAUCAGCACAGAUAUUUGGAAUUGUCUUUACACUUGUUCAAGGAAAACUCACAACAGACUACAGUCCUCGUGCAGGAAACCUUUUUCUUUGUGCUUGGAUUUUUGUGGGCAUUAUUCUAACAGCAUUAAUAAAAUCAGAUUUGCGAAGACACAAUGUGAAUUCAGGGAUUAUGAAUUUGGAUGUUAAAGCUGUACCAGUUGAGAGUCCUGUAGAACCUGAAAGUACUACAUUAAAAAUUCAGUCGGCUUUAUAA